This is a messenger RNA of Elgaria multicarinata webbii, 1803 nucleotides long. RefSeq names its product poly(U) binding splicing factor 60 (gene PUF60). Gene Ontology annotation, biological process: regulation of alternative mRNA splicing, via spliceosome; alternative mRNA splicing, via spliceosome; mRNA splice site recognition. The record is from RefSeq and is a predicted model, not a curated record. Lineage: Eukaryota; Metazoa; Chordata; Lepidosauria; Squamata; Anguidae. Gene Ontology annotation, cellular component: precatalytic spliceosome; catalytic step 2 spliceosome. Gene Ontology annotation, molecular function: RNA binding. The transcript is spliced from 11 exons. The coding region runs from base 63 to 1673 and encodes 536 amino acids.
CCCCCGCGUGCUGCCCAGUUCUCGCGAGAUCCCUGCUCCCGGGGAAGGAGGAGACGGCGAAGAUGGCGGCGGCGGCGACGGCGACGCUCUCUCUGGGCACAGAGACCGUCAAGGUGGAAAAUGGGCAGAGCACUGCAGCCAAGCUGGGGCUGCCUCCUCUCACCCCGGAGCAGCAGGAGGCUCUUCAGAAGGCCAAGAAGUAUGCGAUGGAGCAGAGCAUCAAGAGCGUCUUGGUGAAGCAGACCAUUGCCCACCAACAGCAGCAGCUCACCAACCUUCAGAUGGCAGCAGUGACAAUGGGCUUUGGAGAUCCUCUCUCACCUUUACAAUCGAUGGCAGCCCAGCGGCAGCGGGCCCUGGCCAUCAUGUGCCGGGUCUACGUGGGUUCCAUUUACUACGAGCUGGGAGAGGACACGAUCCGGCAGGCCUUUGCCCCCUUUGGCCCUAUCAAGAGCAUUGACAUGUCCUGGGACUCUGUGACCAUGAAGCAUAAGGGCUUUGCUUUCGUGGAAUACGAGGUGCCUGAAGCUGCUCAGCUGGCCCUGGAACAGAUGAACUCGGUCAUGCUAGGCGGGCGCAAUAUCAAGGUGGGGAGGCCCAGCAACAUUGGCCAGGCCCAGCCCAUCAUCGACCAGCUGGCGGAGGAGGCCCGGGCCUUCAACCGGAUCUACGUGGCGUCGGUUCACCAGGAUCUUUCGGACGAUGACAUCAAGAGCGUCUUCGAGGCCUUUGGGAAGAUCAAGUCCUGCACGCUGGCCCGGGACCCCACGACCGGCAAGCACAAGGGCUACGGGUUCAUUGAGUAUGAGAAGGCGCAGUCCUCGCAAGAUGCCGUCUCUUCCAUGAACCUCUUUGACCUGGGGGGCCAGUACCUGCGCGUGGGCAAAGCGGUCACUCCACCCAUGCCACUUCUGACUCCUGCCACGCCAGGAGGCCUACCCCCUGCAGCGGCAGUAGCUGCUGCCGCUGCCACGGCAAAGAUUACCGCCCAGGAAGCGGUGGCAGGUGUGACGAGUGCUGCCGUCCUGAGUACGUUGGCCACUCCGGGGCUGGUCACGCCGGCGCUGACGUUAGCGCAGCCUCUGGGAGCGCUGCCGCAGGCUGUGAUGGCAGCUCAAGCACCAGGUGUAAUCACAGGUGUGACCCCUGCACGCCCACCCAUUCCUGUCACCAUUCCUCAAGUGGGCGUAGUGAACCCCAUCUUGGCCAGUCCCCCAACACUGGGCCUGCUGGACGCCAAGAAAGAGAAGGAAGAGGAAGAGAUUUUCCAGGAAUCGGAGAGGCCGGAGAUGCUCAGUGAGCAGGAGCACAUGAGCAUCUCUGGCAGCAGCGCCCGCCACAUGGUGAUGCAGAAGCUCCUCCGGAAGCAGGAGUCGACUGUGAUGGUGUUGCGGAACAUGGUGGACCCCAAGGACAUUGAUGAUGACUUGGAAGGCGAAGUGACGGAGGAGUGUGGCAAGUUCGGGGCUGUCAACAGAGUCAUCAUCUACCAAGAGAAGCAGGGCGAGGAGGAGGAUGCCGAGAUCAUUGUCAAGAUCUUUGUCGAGUUCUCCAUGGCCUCAGAGACUCACAAAGCCAUCCAGGCGCUGAACGGCCGUUGGUUUGCCGGCAGGAAGGUCGUGGCCGAGGUGUACGACCAGGAGAGGUUCGACAAUAGUGACCUCUCAGCAUGAACUCUGCUCCAGAGAGACUUUUCUCUUGUUCUGCUCAGCCCCCCAUGGGUUCAGCGAUGCUCCUGUGCCAGCCUCGGGCAUUCCUGUGAUGUGUAUGUAGUUUUGGAUAAAAUGCAAAGGAAAAAGAAAA